AUGGCUGCUGCUAAAACUCAACGACUUCAUCUUGGGGUGACUGAUAUUCCUUCUUGGUCAUCAUGCCUUCUCUUUGGGUUCCAGCAAGCGAUGUUAUGUAUUUCCGGCUUACUGGUUUAUCCUUUUGUGGUAUCCGAAUGUGUUUGUGCAGGAGACGCUACUAUAGAGUUGCGAGUUAAACUCAUCGCAGCUACGUUUGUAGCGUCUGGAGUGGCAACUUUACUCCAAACAACUUUUGGGUUACGGUUGUCUCUUCUACAUGGCCCGGCUAUUGCUUUCCUUCCUCCUCUCUUAGCGUACCAGGCUUUACAUCCAUGCCAAACAAAUGAGAACGAUCACAUUGAUCCCAAUAUCUGGAUGGAUAAGUUGCAAGAAAUUGGUGGCAGCCUUGUCAUAGCUUGUUUGAGUUUUGUCAUCAUUGGCUUCACUGGAGUAGCUGGAAUUCUGUCACUUUUCGUUGGCCCAAUUACAAUAACACCUCUGAUGUUGUUGCUUACUAUUAGCAUUGUGCCGACCAUGGAAGAGAAACUCUCCCUGCAUUGGAUCUCGAUAGUGAUGCUUUUAUGUGUGGCUUGUAUGGCCAUCUAUAUGGAAAAUGUGAGAGUUCCAUUCCCUUACUAUUCUUUAGAAAAAGAAUCCCUUCUUGUUAAACGAUUGCCCAUUUUUGGACAAUUCCCGUAUCUUGUGAGCAUCGCUCUUGUUUGGAGUUUCUGCUACUUGAUGACAGUGACUGAUUUAGAGCCUAUCAACGGAGAAGCUCGAACCGACAAAAAUGCAACAAUGACUGUAUUGAAACAAACACCUUGGUUUCAAAUUCCUUAUCCAGGACAAUUCGGUUUUCCUAAACUAAGUGUUGGAUUAUGUUUUGGCUAUGUAGCUUCGUGUAUAUCAAGCAUGAUCGAGAACAUUGGUUCGUAUGACCUUGCUGCUCGUGUUUCUGAGCAGAAAUCCCCUCCAAGACAUGCGGUGAAUCGAGCGAUCAUGAUCGAAGGAGUUGGAAGUAUAUUAGCGGCUUCGAUGGGUGUGUCUACUGGAGUUACGACUUACUCUGAAAAUAUAGCUUUAAUACAUAUUACAAAGGUAGCCAGUCGACGUACUAUGCAGAUUGCUGGCUUGAUUUUGAUCCUCCUCGGAGUUUUCACCAAAUGCGCUGCUCUACUUGCUAGUAUACCAGAUGCCCUUGUCGGAGGAGUAUUAACAAUGGGAAUUUCCAUGAUUGCUGGUGUUACUUUGAGUAACCUACAACAAAUCGACUUGUCAUUAACUCGAAACUUAGCCAUAAUGGGUUUGGCUCUGAUGCUCGGUUUAGUUGUUCCGAGAAAUAUUGAGAGAGCUCCUAUUGCUACGGGUCAUAAAGAAUGGGAUGGUGUCUUGAAUAUGCUUCUCAGCAUUAAAAUGUUGGUUGGAGGUUGUAUAGCGGCAAUUUUGGACAAUACAGUUCCAGGUGCUACACCUAAGCAACGUGGAUUAGACCAUAAGCAUGACAACGCGAGAGCUCAUGACGAUGUUGACGCCUACAUAUUCUCUCCAACCGUGAUGAAAGCAAUAUCCAAAAUACCUCUUGCAUCGUAUAUUCCGAUCUUCCCUACUUUGAAAGAGUCAACUACUCCCAAAAGCCAGGAUUUAAGUACAGUAUAA
This is a messenger RNA of Auanema sp. JU1783, 1638 nucleotides long. NCBI's taxonomy places the organism in Eukaryota, Metazoa, Nematoda, Chromadorea, Rhabditida, Rhabditidae. The record is from the annotation of a GenBank genome assembly.